AUGUAUAAACAACUAGUUCUGGGAGCGGGCCUCCUGUUCGCUUCGACCGCAUUGGCAGCUCCCGUACCUGAGACCAAAAUAGCUUCCAAUGGCGGGUACAUUGUUGUUCUCAAGGAUUCCGUCAAAAACUUCGAGUCUCAUAUCGAAUGGGCCAGGUCUGUUCACAAGCGAAACCUCGCCAAGCGGGACUUGGACGAGAGAACAUACAGCGGUAUCGACUUCACAUAUAGCGGAAGCAAUCACUUCAACGGCUAUGCCGGUCACUUCGACCCAGACACCGUUAAGGAAUUCCGAAAUUCUGGUGAUGUUGACUCUAUGGAAGAGGAUCAGGCUUGGACAAUCGGCACCAUCGACGUCCCCGAGUCAGAGGCAGAGGAGGAUGAGGAGGAAGAGCUAGAGACGAGAGACAUGACAGAGCAAAAGAACGCUACCUGGGGUCUAAGAUCCAUCUCCCAUCGCCAACCGGGCGCUGACAACUACAUCUACGACGAUAACGCUGGCGCCGACACCUACGCAUAUGUAAUUGACAGCGGCAUCCGCAUCACCCACGAAGAGUUUGAGGGCCGCGCCGAGCAAGCCUGGACCGCCUACGAGGACGACCACGAGGACAAGAUCGGCCACGGCACUCACUGCGCUGCCACCAUCGGAGGCAAGAACUACGGCGUUACCAAGAAGACCAAGCUGAUUGGCGUCAAGGUCUUUGACCAAAACUCGACCACGACCUCCAUCAUCAUUGAGGGAAUCGCCUGGGCCUUUGACGACAUCAUUGCUAAGAACCGUACUGGCAAGGCCGUCCUCAGCAUGUCUCUCGGCGGCACUUACUCCCCCACCAUGAACAGAAUCCUCAAGAAUGCCGCCAGGCACGGCAUCAUCCCCGUCGCCGCCGCAGGAAACGACGCCCAGGACAUCUCCAAGGGCUCUCCCUCGUCAGCCGAGGGAGUCAUCACCGUCGGUGCCAUUGACUCGGACUGGACCGUCUACGAGAAGUCCAACUUUGGCAAGAACCUCUCUCUGUACGCCCCCGGUGUGCUGAUCGAGUCUGCCGGCCACACCAGCGACGACUCCAUCGUCAAGAAGACGGGCACAUCCAUGGCUUGCCCUCAUGUUGCCGGCCUCGCCUUGUACGCCAUGACUGUCGAUGGCAUCAGCGGCACCGACAACGUCAAGAAGCACCUGCUCAAGAACGCCACGCCCAACAAGAUCUACGGCGACUUGAACGGGUCGCCAAACUUGAUCGCCAACAACGGCAACUCACAACAAGAAUAA
Molecule: messenger RNA, 1266 nt
Organism: Clonostachys solani
Lineage: Eukaryota; Fungi; Ascomycota; Sordariomycetes; Hypocreales; Bionectriaceae
Source: the annotation of a GenBank genome assembly